Spodoptera frugiperda (fall armyworm) is the source of this 3800-nucleotide messenger RNA. Its product is annotated as MARVEL domain-containing protein 1. The transcript has 4 exons. Bases 191 to 742 code for a protein of 183 amino acids. The record is from RefSeq and is a predicted model, not a curated record. Gene Ontology annotation, cellular component: membrane. Lineage: Eukaryota; Metazoa; Arthropoda; Insecta; Lepidoptera; Noctuidae.
GUCUGACAUUUACGCUUGUCGCGUAUCGUAUUCAAAUUGGUUUCAUGGUUUGGUUGGUCAUAUUCGGCUAUCACCUGAUAUUAAUUUACACCUAAUAAUUUAAUUUAUUACCUUAUCAGGCUAUAAUACGAGUGAUUUUAACAAAAAGUGAGUGUGUGUAAAUUAAGCAUUUAAAUCAAGGUGAUCAAAAAUGGUUGAAGCAGGUUUCCCGGGUCAGCACACGACGACGACGACAGUGACGUCCAGCACCACGGUGCAGACCAACAUACGGUUCGACCGCUCCUACAUAACCACCAUCCCAGGGAUACUCAAGAUAGUACAAGUUCUAUGCAGUCUCCUCGGGUUCAUAUGCAUCCAGUGCUCGCGCCUCAGCAGCUGGAGUAAAGGCUCCUUCUUCAGCUGGAUCUCUAUGAUCGCCUUCUGGUUCACCGGGAUCCUACUCGGCCUGUACCUGUUCCACAUCCUGGAGAAGUUCUACAAGAUCCCUUGGCUGAAGAUUGAGUUCCUGUUCUGCGCGAUCUGGACCCUCUUGUACCUGAUUGCUUCUAUUCUGGCAACGACUGUCCAUGAUAACCCUCAUUCUGCCGCUGCGUUCUUCGGUUUCGUGGCGAUGUUGGCGUAUCUGGUGGACGCAUACCUAAAGUUUAAGGCGGUGCGCGACGGUGGUCUGGCCCAGGGCUCCCGUGUUGUCUCCAAGCAGACCUCCACCGUCGAGUCACCUCCACCCCGGAUCGGCUACUAAGGAGGCUCACACACUAGUCCUGCAAGUCAUCAGCCGGGAAGUAUAAACGUGCUCAUGUGUAGAUAGUCUUUAAGUUGAAACUUGUACUUACUUUAUACAUUGCUUAGAGUUCUUCGAAUUGCUCGCAUACAUUUUAGAAAAGUUCUCGCAAAUUAAAAGACAUUCAAUUGGCACUGUAUUGCACUGUUAGUCGUUAAGUGUUGCGACGACAUUUGUAAAUAUUAUUGAGCAAGGAACUUAACACAUAUUAUUGCCAUUAUGAAAUGUUUGUUGCCAGCAAAUAAGUUCCACGUUCUCAGCUCAAAUUAAAAAUGCAUUUUAGUCUGUGGUCACAAUAUAAGCGCAAUAACUUUCUCUGGUCUGUAUGUCAGCUAUUUGUUUAAGCUGUAUUAUUUAGAUUAAGCCUGAACAAAAAUCAUGUACUUACAAUCAAAUGUUUAGCAGUAUUUUAUAAUUUUACAAUUACUAUCGCACUUAUGUCGUCGAGAUAAGAAUGCAUAUCAAAUAACUUUAUAACAAUAAUUUCAAAUUGUUUUAUAAAUAUUUAUUAAUGAUCACGAUCACAAUGUACUAUGGACUCCUAUUUAUUAUUGAUUUGUAUUAUAAUAACUAAAAUUGGGGUGUUAACUUUAUAACCAAAGAAUAUGUACCUAUCUACAGGGUGUGACGGCUCAAGGGGUGAUCUGAAAAAAUGUAAGCAUGACACAUUUUGACAAGCUUUUAUUUUUAUGUAUAUUUUUUAUAUUUAAUACUUUUUAUUCACCUAUAAGCCUUAUAUGACAUGGACAAAUAAUAUUAAUUUGUAUGUACUUUAUAAGCAUAUUAAGUAAAUAUGUAUUAUAUUUGUAAACGUCCAGAUGUAACUUUAAAAUGAGCCUUAAGCACUGUGCCUUGUGUUCAUAAGUAUUCUAUUUACAUAGAUUAUGCACUAUUUUAUUAAUUAACUUUUCAGUAUUUUGUAUCAACACGCGAAGUAUUUACAAGUCACUUUUGACAGUAUUUAAAAACGUUCUAGAAUUUUAUUAUUUUUUAAAAUGGCGUACCUAAUCAUGUACCUUAUGGCCAGUCUCAUUUUGACAGCACUGCCAACUAUGACGUCAUGAUCGUGUAACAUAGUAACUACUCAUUUGUUUCUUGCAUUUAAAACUUUUAAGGUGAGCGUCCACAGGCCCGCAUCGUACGCAUUCCGUAUGACGUCAUCAGUACGCAUUGCCGACGAGCAGUCCGUACGAUGCGAAUAUAAGUUUCUAUACAAGACAAACUAAAAUGCGUUGCGUGCGAUGCGUAUGAUGCGGUCCUGUUGACGCUUACCUUUACUUGCCUACAAUGAAUUUGACUAGUCAUUUUAUUUUUUCGAUGUCGAAAUGAAUGCUUGAAGCUUAUAAUGGUACAUAAUUAGGUAGGCCAUAGCCACAGAAAUCACUUUUAUUAAUGUAUUCACUCAUUUUUGUGUCAAUUAAUGUUUUAUUUUAGUAGUUAAGUUUAAAUUAACCACCUGACUAAUUCAAGUUAUCUAUCAGGUACAUAUGUAUACUAUUUUCUUUAUACAUAUUUACUAAUUUAAGUUUUAACUAAGAAUUUAAUAAUGAACUUUACAUUUUUAACUUCGAACUAAUUAAGUUUAGUAAUGCAAUUUAAUAUAGUUUUAAAAGUAUAUCAAUUUUAAUAUAUUUACAACGAAAUAAAUGGAUGAUAUCGGGUCAAUGCAAUACGGUUUUUACAAUAUUUUAUUCAGAGGGCUUAGUAUUACUUUCUUUCAUGUUUCGUACCGUGAUUAACACGAUUAUGACGUUCGGCGCUUUGAUUGGCCUGCUUCAAUGAAACAACCAAUCAGAAGCCUAAACGCGGUUUCGUUUCGAUCUGGUUAAACAUAAAACUCGUAUACUAGGCCCUCAGAUCAACUAAUUAUUAUUUUGGAAAUGAAAUGAAAUGAAUUCUGCAAUAUUAACAUUUUAUAUUCUCCUAUUUUAAAACUAUUUCUGACUUCUAAUAAAUAGUUAAUAAGCACUUGUUACUAGACAUAAGUUAUCAAUUUUUUAUUAUCAUUUUCUAGUUAUUUGUUUCGUCUAAAAAUAAUCAUGGCUAACAGAUACCGUUAUGUAUUUUUAUGUAUAAAUAAAUAGUAUUUCUUAAGUAUUGCUGCCAUACUUGUAUUAUAAAUAUAAUAUGCUUGAAUUUAUAAAAUGAAAUAAUAUUUUUACUAAUUACUUUGUAAAGCACAGUCGCACUUAACAACCUUAUACCUCUUUAUUAAAAUAUAGAAAAUACUCAGUAUAUGUAACAGAAUUUUUGACAUUUAAAAUCGAUUAUUUUUUAAUUCAUAUCUCUUAGGGUGCUACCACACCAAUCAAUCGGAGUCAUCUAUCGACAUUGAUCGUUUGGUGUAGUAGCUUUAAUUGAGCGACGGAUACCGGUCGACUAAGCAAUCUAUUGAUGGUCGAUCGGCUAUGUUUCAUCAAAAGAGGACGUUCUGUUGUUGGCCAGUGCAAUAUUACUCGUAGUAUUACUACUCUGGAGGCCACAACAGUUUUAAAGUGUGGUCUGGUAGAAACUGUCAGUCGACGUCGAUUAAUCCAUUCUACCACUGGUCGAUGGCAUCGAUCGAUUGGUGUGAUAACUCCCUUACUAUAUUCCAUCAUAGAUUUUUAUGAAUUAAAAAAUAUCAAUUGACCAUUUCUAUGCAUUUCUUGAAACUACUGUUCCAUAACAAAUAUUUUCUAUAAACAAUGUAUUUUAUUAUAAUAAUGGUGCCUUACGAAACUCCUGUACCUAUUUUGUAAAUAUUUUUAACAUAAUCAUAUCUCAGAUCAAUUUAUAUUUAUAUAUAGGAUGGAAGUGACCUGCAUUCAUGUAUAAAUAUAAUAAUAAAUCACAUAUUUUCUGAUAUACAGAUAAAUAAUUAUAUGUAAUAAUCAAAUUGCCUUCACGGUCACUUGUAUAUUUUGUUAUGCAAAACGUUUUACAGUUUUUCAUAGAUAACUAUAAAUAUUUUAUCAAUCAACGCUUUGUAUUAAAACUGUUACUAAAUAUAUUUCGAGAUUAAAUGUGUUAAUUAUUA